AUGGUCGAAAAAGUAUACGUGACCUACAAUGAGAUUCAUAAAUUAUGCCAGACCUCGGCCCCUAGAAUACUUCAAGACUUCCAGCCAAACUUGAUGAUCGCAAUUGGUGGAGGCGGAUAUGUCCCUGCGCGAAUCCUGAGAUCAUUUCUCAAGCAACCAGGCGCCCCCAACAUCCCUAUUCAGGCCAUUGGUCUCUCCCUCUACGAGCAACUCUCUGGCUCAGAUCCGGUUGAAGCACCAGGUACAAAGGUCACCAGGACACAAUGGCUCGAUCUUUCUUCACUCGAAAUGUCGAAUCUGAUUGGCAAGAACGUUCUCAUUGUUGAUGAGGUGGAUGACACUCGUACAACUCUCGAGUAUGCCGUCAAGGAAUUGGAAAAGGAUGUUGAAAUAGCCAGACAACAACAGGGCAGGCAAGAAAAGACGAAAUUCUCCAUAUUCGUUUUGCACAACAAAGACAAGGAAAAGAAAGGACGGCUGCCAGUUGACAUGGUCAAUGAGAAUCGAUAUUUGGCGGCAGUCACUGUGCCUGAUGUCUGGAUCUGCUAUCCUUGGGAGGCCACAGAUAUUGAUGAGCAUGACCAGCUUGCGGCCCAGCACAGCGCCGUAUAG
Exophiala aquamarina CBS 119918 is the source of this 612-nucleotide messenger RNA. RefSeq names its product xanthine phosphoribosyltransferase 1. Bases 1 to 612 code for a protein of 203 amino acids. The transcript is spliced from 3 exons. Gene Ontology annotation, molecular function: hypoxanthine phosphoribosyltransferase activity. The record is from RefSeq and is a predicted model, not a curated record. Gene Ontology annotation, biological process: XMP salvage; GMP salvage; hypoxanthine metabolic process. Lineage: Eukaryota; Fungi; Ascomycota; Eurotiomycetes; Chaetothyriales; Herpotrichiellaceae. Gene Ontology annotation, cellular component: cytoplasm.